Molecule: messenger RNA, 2122 nt
Organism: Colletotrichum scovillei
Lineage: Eukaryota; Fungi; Ascomycota; Sordariomycetes; Glomerellales; Glomerellaceae
Product: argininosuccinate lyase
Exons: 3
Coding region: 563-1960 (465 amino acids)
Cellular component (GO): cytosol
Molecular function (GO): argininosuccinate lyase activity
Source: RefSeq, a predicted model, not a curated record
CCCGUUCAAAAGGCAUCAGUAACUCACAUAUCAUAUAGUCGUUGUUCCUCAUUCUCUCCAAGACUGUCUUCUAUGACUAUCGUUCCUAUGUGCCGGCAGCAACGGCUUCCUGGUGCCGGAGACGGUAAAAAGGUCGAGGUCAGUAUGUGCUGACCUUGCGGUUGCUGACAUUGCGCGCGGCUGACGAUGCGCAUGACUGUUCCUCAACAGGCGCAAUAGUCCAAAAUCUAAUUAUUUCAAUUCCCAGGCAUUCAUAAAAGAGAUGAGAACUAAACUUGAUCUCGCUGGAAAAAGAAAGAAGUAAUCCUGGGAAGGCUCCUCGUAAACUUCCAAGGUGGUGAUAUCGCUAUCGCAAGUACCGGGUGACUUUCGUCGACUCAUCGCAUCACGUGACACUGAAUGACUCACCAAUAAAGAGCUCUACAUACCCUUCUUAAGUAAUCAGACAUAAAUUGGAACUCCCUCCGAUACGGAGCAGCUCUUAGCUAAGUUUUUUUGAAGUUACUCAAUUCAACCCCUCUAGAUACCCCAUAUACCCCCGCCAGAUACCAACGCAGUCAUCAUGGCACCCGGAAAGACGCCAGCAGAGAACAUGCUUUGGGGUGGCCGCUUCACAGGCGGCCUCGAUCCCCUCAUGCUCAAGUACAAUGCGAGUAUAGGAUACGACAAGCUCCUGUUCAAGGAGGAUAUCCUCGGCAGCAUCGCCUUUGCGCGCGCCAACGCAAAGUCCGGCAUCAUCACCAACGACGAGUUUUCCGAAAUCGAGAGGGGGCUCCGGGAGGUGCAGAAGGAGUGGGAGGCUGAUACCUUUGUCAUCAUGCCCAACGACGAAGAUAUCCACACUGCCAAUGAGCGCCGGCUCGGCGAGAUUAUCGGCAAGGACAUCGCCGGCAAGCUGCACACGGGUCGCAGUCGCAAUGAGCAGGUCGCCUGCGACAUGCGUCUGUGGCUGAACAACCAGAUCAAGGAGAUUGAGAGCCACCUGGUCGCCUUUAUCGAGGUGAUUGCCGCCCGCGCAGAGGCUGAGGUUGGCAUUCUCAUGCCUGGAUAUACCCACCUCCAACGCGCCAUGCCGGUCCGGUGGUCGCAGCACCUGCUGUCAUACGGCUUCGCCUUCCAGAGUGAUCUCGACCGUCUGCGCGAGGUUUCCAAGCGCGUCAACAGGAGCCCGCUCGGUGCCGGUGCUCUCGCCGGCAACGGCUUCAACAUCGAUCGCGAUAUGAUGGCUGAGGAGCUGGGUUUCACAGGCCUCCUGUGGAAUUCCAUGGGCGCUGUUGGCGACAGAGACUUCGUCACUGAGUUCCUGCAAUGGGGCAGCAUGUUCAUGCAACAUACUUCUCGCUGGGCCGAGGAUCUCAUCCUGUACUCCUCUUCAGAGUUCGGCUUCAUUUCCAUCGCCGAUGCGUACUCCACUGGAAGCUCGUUGAUGCCGAACAAGAAGAACCCGGAUGGCUUGGAGCUGUUGCGCGGAAAGGCCGGCCGAACCUUUGGCCACAUGGCCGGCCUGAUGAUGACCCAGAAGGGUCUCCCCAGCACAUACCAAAAGGACUUGCAGGAGAGUUGGGAGCCCAUGUUGGAUCACGUCAAGACCAUCUCUGAUAGUCUUCAGAUCGCACAGGGCAUUCUCGUCACUCUGACCGUCAGGCCAGAGCGCAUGAAGGCUGCCCUUGACCCCUUCAUGCUGGCUACCGAUCUUGCCGAUUAUCUCGUACGAAAGGGUGUCCCCUUCCGUGAGACGCACCACAUUUCUGGCCGAUGCGUCGCCGAGAGCGAGAAGCGCGGUAUCCCGAUGAACGAGCUCUCGCUGGAGCAAUUGCAGGCUAUCGACAGCCGAUUCGGGGAGGACGUUGCACAGACGUUUGACUACGAGAGGAGUGUCGAGAUGAGGGCGUCCAAGGGUGGUACGAGCCGGGCCAAGGUUCUGGAGCAGGUCCAGGUUCUCAAGGGCAUGCUUGCUUAGAGAGGUGUUUGAUAGCAGAGACUCAAAAAGGGCAGUUUCUAGAGGGAUUAAAAAUGGCGUAUCGGUAGAAAGGUGUUUGGUUCCGAAGUAGCCCGUCGGAGGGACUAGAAGGUUGAGGUGGUUUAUCAAGGCGAUUUUGAGCAAGCGUGAUCAAAGACUGAG